AUGGGUAGUGGGUUGGUGCAAAGGGGUCUGGAUUUUACCAAAAGAAAGAGGAGAUGGAUAGUUUUGCUGGGAUUGGUCGGAUUUUCCACAUACGGUGUGUACAAAGUGUAUCACUCCCCUUCUGUGGCCAGAAAGAGAAGGAGAUUGUUGAAGCUGUUUGGAUCCCUUGUCUUGAUUGUCGAAAUGGUUUCUGAUUCCUCCGAGACAAUUUCGAUCGUGUCAAGGGAUCUGAAGGGGUUUGUCGAGUCGGAUUCAGAUGAAAUCCCCAAUAGUUUGAGGCAACUUUCGAAAAUCGCCAGGUCUGAGGAGUUCUCUGAAUCGGUGGCUCGUGUUUGCCAAUCUAUGACGGUCGGCAUUUUAAGGGGUUACAAGGAGACUAACCGGGCCGAGAUCCAAGACCUCAAGGGCCCGGGUUUGUUGGAUAGGGUUAUGGAUAAAUUGAUGUCAAGUGCAGGUACAGGUUUUGCCUCAGUCGUAGUUGGUAGUUUUGCAAGAAAUUUGGUUUUGGGAUUUUAUGCAAGUCAUGGCAGGUCGGAUGAGUCUCACGAGAUGUCGAGGUCCUCAGCGUUGCCCACAUGGGCGAAUGUGGUUUCGGAUGAUAAGUGCAGAAUAUUGGUGGCCGAUUGCAUAAAGACCUUUGUUAGCACAGCAGUUGCAGUCUAUCUCGACAAGACAAUGGACGUCAACUUUUAUGACGAGAUGUUUUCGGGCCUCACCAAUCCCAAACAUCAGAAUAAAGUGACCGACGUUUUGGUCUCGCUGUGUAAUGGGGCUGUCGAGACUCUCGUGAAGACUUCGCACCAUGUGCUGACCUCAUCGAAAUCGAUUGAUGAGCGCGAGAUAUCGAAAUUGAGGAACGGGAAAGAUGCUGAGGUGGAGGCCCGUGGUUGGGUCAGUAGUGUCUCGUCAACGCUGGCUGUGCCGAGAAAUCGGAAGUUUGUGCUUGACGUGACUGGAAAAGUUACGUUCGAGACAGUUAGGUCGGUUGUGGAGUUUUUCCUAUGGAAAAUGUCUGAAGGUUUGAAGAGGAGUGUGAAUGUUGUUCAUAAGGAAGUUGUCGAGAGGGGAUAUGAGGUUGUGAAAUAUGUUGGGUACAAAUCGUCGGUUAUUCUUACUGUGUGCCUGGCGUUGUUUUUGCAUGUCAUAGGAAAUACUCGUGAAUUGUUGCCUGCAUGA
Messenger RNA from Striga asiatica, 1176 nucleotides. NCBI's taxonomy places the organism in Eukaryota, Viridiplantae, Streptophyta, Magnoliopsida, Lamiales, Orobanchaceae. The record is from the annotation of a GenBank genome assembly.